AUGAACGUGGAAGGACACCUUCUGAUCACGAAGCAGAAGAUUAGAUACCUUGGAGUGCAGGUAGAUAACUGCAGAAGGUUCGGGGCUCACUCGGAGAUAGUAUGCGGUAAGGCCGAUGCCAUCAUGGGAGCAUUGAGAUCGCUGCUGCCCAAUGUGAACGGUUCCACCGGCUCUGUGAGGAAGCUCCAUUAUGGUACCUGGGAGUCGGUGAUGCUCUAUGCGGCGCCUGUAUGGGCAAAGACAAUAAAGAAGAAAAAGAAUAGGAAUACUCUUAAGAGGGUGCAAAGGUCCGCGCUGAUGAGAUCAUCUACGGCGUAUCGCACAGUGUUUACGGGCACCUUGCCCAUUUACUACACAAUCGAGCUCCGGGCCGAGAAAUAUACCUUACGAUACCCGUUCAAGAGAAGAUCCGACUUCGGUCUUUUAUGA
Bombus terrestris (buff-tailed bumblebee) is the source of this 429-nucleotide messenger RNA. RefSeq lists its product as uncharacterized. The record is from RefSeq and is a predicted model, not a curated record. The transcript has a single exon. The coding region runs from base 1 to 429 and encodes 142 amino acids. Lineage: Eukaryota; Metazoa; Arthropoda; Insecta; Hymenoptera; Apidae.